GGGCCCUUGCGAGAACAUAUACUCUGAAAUGAUAAAUUUUUGUUUAUAAAACAGUUCCUCAGGUACGAUCCAUGAUCCAGCAUAUAGAACUCCGGGAUAAUUAUUUUGCAUAUUUUCCCAAUAUUGUUCGAGUGAAGCAUGGUUCGAGAAGAAUCAGUGACUCUACACGGGAGAGGAUAGUGGGGCACGGUUACCAAGGUAAACAAAUAUGGCGUUCAAUCCAGCGGGAAUAGAAGCUUUGUCUGAACUUUUGAAACCUCCAAAAGACGAUGAUUCAAGCUCUGAUGAUGAAAAUUUCUCGCCAAAGAAAUCUGCUGCUGUAAAUCCUGGAAGCAUUGGGCCUCCAAAGAAACAAGAAAAACUCGGUGGUUCUCAAGUUCUUAACUCUCAACAAGCAGAGAGCAGUGAUAUCUGGAGUGAGGAGGAGAUACCUGAGGGUGGACAAGGAGAUGAUGAGUUAGAUCCAAGACCUGCUCCUGAAUAUGAAAUGAUUUUUAAGCAAGCUGUAACCUCAGAGGAUAUGUAUCUUCAAAUGAGUGGCAGAAAUCCAUCCUCCUCUAGCUGUGAAGAUUUAGUGAUAAAAAUCAAGCUUCCAGACACAGAGUACUCAGAUGUAAAUUUAGAUGUGACAGAUACUUUUCUAGACUGUAGAACACCAAAAUAUAAACUUGGAGUUCACCUGCCACACCCAGUGGACAGUAAAAAUGGCAAAGCACAGUGGGACAAAAGUAAAAACCUACUGACUGUAACUGUUCGACUUGUACGGGAAUAUGACUUCCUCACACAAAGGUGAUCAGAUAGAAUUCUUCUUGAUGUAUUCCUUUAGGACCUUUAAUGCAAGGAAGAGGAGAGCAGCAGCAAACACUGUCUAAGCCACCAUAAACCUGAUCCAGCUUCAGGACAGACAUUUUCACUCUUGAUGGUGUUUGGUUAAGUUUUGCCCUCUACAUUCCUGUUUACUAUCAGCAACAGUUGGAAGGCUGUAAAGGAUACAUCUGCACCUUGAUUUAAAUCUAAUUUCUGGAUUGCUGAUGACUCUACUCAACGUUUAAGAAAGAUUUGGAGGGAAAAUUGAAAGGAUUUACCUUGUCCCUCAAAAAAUUUCACCAUGGAAAUCUUAAAAAUAUAAAGUUGGAACCCAAGGACUGAGUGCUUUGAGUUGAAUGAUGAAUACUUGUACAAUUACACUGAACUGCUAUAAGAUACUAUCACAUUUAUUUUUUUGCUGGAAAUUGUAUUCAAACUUUUGAAAUUAGUGCAAAAUUAAAUAAAUUAUAUUGACUGAACUUUUUGUAGCCAGAGGGAUUCUGCUCUCCCACCCACCAACACCUCACCAAUUCUUUAAAUACUAACCAAGAAAAAAAAAAAUUCUGGUAGUUUUUCAUUAAGAAUAGUACCAGUCUUGGUACAGUAAAGAAAAUAGCAAUGUGGUAAUCAAUAAAACUUUACUUUACUUCCCAUGCUCGCUUAACACCUUAAUUAAUUUGAAGUCAUGCAGGAAACAUAGGCACUUACUCAAGUCUGCCGGAAAAUUACUCCUAAAAUGACUAACACUAAUUUAAAUAAGAGUCGUGUUUAAAUCGAGACUCAAUAGAUAAAGGCAAUGUUAAAGUAACGUUAUUUUGUCCAUCCUACACUGAAACAAAACAAUCAACAAAGUCCUAAGGGAUACUCAAAGUUCUAAGAUGUUGCAGCAUUUCUGUCGAUAUUUCUUCAUCAUGUCUUGAGCAACUGCUCUUAGACUAUCGAAAUAAGUAAUCGUGACGAAGUAAUAGACGUAGGAGGAAAAAAAAA
Messenger RNA from Pocillopora damicornis (cauliflower coral), 1794 nucleotides. RefSeq names its product dynein axonemal assembly factor 6. Gene Ontology annotation, cellular component: cytoplasm. Gene Ontology annotation, molecular function: dynein intermediate chain binding; protein-folding chaperone binding. The record is from RefSeq and is a predicted model, not a curated record. Gene Ontology annotation, biological process: axonemal dynein complex assembly. Lineage: Eukaryota; Metazoa; Cnidaria; Anthozoa; Scleractinia; Pocilloporidae.